GACAGUAGACUAUAAAGCCGCUAGGCAAACAGUCCCGCCUUCAGUUACAAAGCAGCGCUCGAAAGCGAAACACACGAAGAAAUAUUCUCGCCUUUUUUAUUGUGAUUAAUUUGAUCAAAGUUUAUUAAAUGGUCUGGACGGUUGGUGAUUGGUGCAUUUGCGUCCCUGAGUCUAUCGAACUCUUAUCUCAGUCGGUCCAAAAGUUUUGUGGAUGUGGUCCACACUCGUAUACUGCUAAGCAUUUCCUGCACGCUCCCGGACAUCGUCAGUCACCGAUUAACAUUCGACCUGAUGAAGUUAAGCUUGAUCCGCGUUUGAACAUCAAACGUCUCACUUGGAAUUAUCCAAAGGAAACGAUUGAAUUGCUGAAUACCGGAUAUUGUUGGAAAGCACACGUUCCUACUGAAGGAGCCACUUUGUCUGGAGGUCCAUUGUCCCACGACUACAGGCUUGCUCAAUAUCAUUGUCACUGGGGAGAGAACGACCAUAUCGGAUCCGAGCAUGUUGUCAAUGGGCAAUCGUAUGGAGCUGAAAUACAUUUCGUCAACUGGAACACCAAGUACGGAAGCUUCAACGAAGCACUCAAGUACGGAGACGGGUUGGCAGUAUUGGGCGUUUUUCUUAAAGUAGGCAAGGAAAAUCCUGAACUGAACAAGCUUUGUGAGCUGACAAAUGAUAUCAAGCACAAAGAUGAGUGCACCCCAUUUAGACACACUUUGGAUCCGAACAAGCUACUCCCACAAAAGGGUGCAUACUACACUUAUCUGGGUUCGUUGACUACCCCUCCCUGCAAUGAGUGUGUUAUCUGGAUUGUGUUCGUGGAACCUAUUGAAGUUUCUCAUGAACAGUUGGAGUCUUUCCGAGAGAUGAUGUCUAUGAAGAAGGGAGGUUGCAGCCAACCAAGUCGUGAGCACAAGAUUUUGAACAAUUUCCGUCCGCCGUUGUCUGUUGAGGAGAGGGUGGUCAGUCUUGGGUAUUUGUGAACUGCGGGAGUUCAACUGGCCAAAUUGUCAUCACUAUUUUUAGUUAUUUUAAAAUCGGAAAGAAAAAUAUGGGAUCUUUUUAGGAUUCGCGGUUCAUAUUAUAUACAGACUUUUCUUUCUGGUCGUGGCCAGGAACCAUUUAUUAUAAACGUAGAACUAUUUUUUAAGCGUCACAUUUAUGCAGAUAUCUUUAUACUGUGCAUCCCAUGUAUCCCCAGCAAAAUAAUGCCGGAGAAGAAUCAUCUUCAGGUGUUGACUAUGCCAACAUUCUAUUAUAAGGCUUUGUUUAUCGUAAUGAAUUUUUGGAUCAUCAAUUACUAUGCAAUUGGUUACCAGGGAUUUGUAGCGGGGAUUUACUACUUCAAUCUUUUCAAUAAACAUUUCAAAAUUA
This is a messenger RNA of Daphnia pulicaria, 1374 nucleotides long. Its product is annotated as carbonic anhydrase 1-like. Lineage: Eukaryota; Metazoa; Arthropoda; Branchiopoda; Diplostraca; Daphniidae. Bases 129 to 983 code for a protein of 284 amino acids. The transcript is spliced from 7 exons. Gene Ontology annotation, molecular function: zinc ion binding; carbonate dehydratase activity. The record is from RefSeq and is a predicted model, not a curated record. Gene Ontology annotation, cellular component: cytoplasm.